Messenger RNA from Hordeum vulgare subsp. vulgare (domesticated barley), 1282 nucleotides. Its product is annotated as RING-H2 finger protein ATL74-like. The record is from RefSeq and is a predicted model, not a curated record. The coding region runs from base 386 to 985 and encodes 199 amino acids. The transcript has a single exon. Lineage: Eukaryota; Viridiplantae; Streptophyta; Magnoliopsida; Poales; Poaceae.
CAGACACACACAGUGUGACCCGGAACCGAACCGCCUCCCUGCCUCCUGGUCCAACAGCCGGCGAUUUCCUCCUCGUCCUGAUCUUUAUAUACUUCUAGUAUAAAAUAAAGUCCCUUGGCCAUUUCCCGGCUCAUCACUGGAGUGGCACGCUUGAUUUUGGCCAGCGAUAUCUAUCCGAUCGAAAUCCAGACAAGAAAGGGGUCCUUGUUCGCUCUAGCUCGCACUCAUAUAAGCUCCAACUUUUCCGAACCGAAACGGGUGCGAGUUGGUAUAUAAAAGCGCAGCAGCGCCACAUUAUAGCAGCCGCUACUACGUCCACGUCCUUCUACAAAGCCAAGCCGGUGACCCAUACUUGCGGUGCAUAAUUGCCGCGGCGAGGGAGCAGAUGGCCGCGCACACCCGGUCCAUGAGCUGGUACAUGGGCCAGACGGGCUCGCCGGCGCCGUCGAGCGCCGACGGAGCGCAGCGCGCCCUCAGCAGCGGCGACGCCAGCUUCGACACCAACAUGGUGAUCAUCCUCGCGGCGCUGCUCUUCGCCCUGCUCUUCGCGCUCGGGCUCAACUCGCUGGCCCGGUGCCUCAUCCGGUGGGCGCGGCGCUCGGCGCUGGAGGCCGGGGGCGCCGGCGGGGAGCUGGACGCGGCGUCGUCGGCGUCGGCGGGCGGGCGGGGCGGGCUCAAGAAGCUCACGCUCAGGAGCCUCCCCAUCGAGGUGUACGGCGCGUGCGCGGCCGCGCCGGCGGGCGACGUCUGCGCCAUCUGCCUCGGCGAGUUCGAGGACGGCGAGAAGGUGCGCGUGCUGCCGCGCUGCGGCCACGAGUUCCACGUCCGGUGCGUCGACACCUGGCUCGUCUCGCACGGCUCCUGCCCCACGUGCCGGGACUCGGUGCUCGGCGGCGCCGCCGCACCCAAAGCCGCCGCCGCCGCCGGGCGCGGUGGGCGCCCCGGGAGCGCCGACGCCGCGGCCGUCACGGUGGUCAUCGCGUGACCGACGUGGACAGGUGGGGGCCGCGCGCCCGUCCGUGGUGGGGCCGCAGAUAGGAUUGCUUCGCUUGGAGUGCAGUAGAAAGUAUCCUGGCCGUGACCGCGUCUGUCUGUGUGGGAGGGAGAGAUGUUUCUUUUUUGACGUUGGUGGUCUGCUUAGCUUCGGUCACGGUCAAGCUUUACCUCUCCUCGACGGCAUGUACAGCCUUGUGCAUCUUCUGCUUACUGUAGUCGCUGUUCCGUGUGUAUAUAUACAAAGUGGAGAUGGUAUUAAUAGGAUAGUAGAGUUCAAAUUGUGCUC